This is a messenger RNA of Salvelinus fontinalis (brook trout), 688 nucleotides long. Its product is annotated as protein asteroid homolog 1-like. The annotation marks the transcript as partial. The record is from RefSeq and is a predicted model, not a curated record. Lineage: Eukaryota; Metazoa; Chordata; Actinopteri; Salmoniformes; Salmonidae. The transcript is spliced from 2 exons.
AGGAGGGACCAGUGUUGGAGAGGCUGAGAGGGCUGAUUCAUAGAGGUGCUAGGAGUCCAGACCUGGGUGUGGCCCACGCCUUUAGCCAAUGGCAGUGCUGCGUGAGGGAUGGCCUUGACCUGAACCAACUGCUGUGCUUCCCUCUACCUGAGCCUCAGUGUGCCUGGCUGUACAAGGGAACUCUGGUGCACCAGCUUGUGGGCCAACUGAGAGGGGGGGUGACCCCGGAUUCUCUCCUGAUGGAAGACUCUUCCUCUGGGCAGCUGUACAGAGCCAUGCUGGAAGCCAUACUCAACUCCCAGGAAGCUGAGACCUCUGGACAACCUGACGGCCCCUCUGCAGAUUCUGGUGCUGGACGAUGAAGAUUUUGAUGAUGAUGAUGAUGAUGAUAGAGUAGGCUGUAAUGAAGUCCCAAUGUCCCGCCACAAGAGGAAGGAAAGAUUAAAUAAAGCUCUGUUGACCACUAUAUAGGGACCACUAAACAACUGUUGAGUUAAAUACUGUUUUCUGUUACAUUUUAGUGACAGUGCGUAGGUAGGAAGGCCCCCCUUGCAUGCACCCACACACACACUUAUGAAGAAGUUUCACUUUCACUCACACAUGGAGCAUAAAGAACAUUGAUAAGAGAAUUGACAUUGUUUAAAGAAAAUAAGAAAAAUGAGAAUAAAUUAUUUGUGACUAUGGUUUA